UAAAGCGGCGUUGUUUAUCCAAAGAAGGUGGGUUGGACAUAGGCUGAAUUCUACGCCAAACUUUCCUAAACUUCUCCUUCCUCCCCCUCUUCACAAAACUUAGCAGCCGCGUUCAGUCUAGUGCCACAGUUUCACCCUCACAGCACCGCCGACCAAGGUCAGCGACGGUGGCCGCCCACAGGAUCUGUCAACGCGGCAGCAAACCUCCGCGGACCCCGGCAACUUUUUUUUUUUCUUUUUGGUUUGUUUGUUUGAACAUGGGAGUUGGACUCAGUGGCUGAACAAACCACAGUCCACCGACCACGGAUGGAGGAAGCCCCGGUAGCCCAGGAGUGAACGAGGCAAACAAACGUUAACCCCAACGUCAAGUUUGUGAACGUUAAACGAAGUGACACCAUGUUGGGAAACCCGGGGACUUAUGCUAACAAGAAGAGGAAGAAGCCUGUUCUCAAACAGCCCCACAGAAAGAAAGUCUCUGAAGGCAAUGAAGUUGUUAAAUCAAACCCUUCAAAGCGACACCGGGAUCGGCUGAACGGGGAGCUGGACCGCCUGACGGAUCUCCUGCCCUUUUCCGAGGAUGUCCGCUCUCGUCUGGACAAGCUGUCAGUCCUUCGCCUCAGUGUGGGAUACCUGAGGGUCAAGAGCUACUUCAAAGCGACCACGAAGAACAGCGGCAGCAGUCUGACGUUUCCUGGACUGAACGGACACAACGGGAACAAUGUGGACACGGCGGGCUUCUCUGAAGGGGACCUGCUGCUCCAGGCGCUGAACGGGUUUGUGAUGGUGGUCACGUCGGAGGGAUUGGUGUUUUAUACCUCUCCCACGAUCAAGGACUACCUGGGCUUCCAUCAGUCAGAUGUGGUUCACCAGAGCGUGUUUGAGCUCAUCCAUACUGACGACCGAACCAUGUUCAGACAGCAGCUCCACUUUGCUCUAAACCCCCCGUCUGUUGACCUGGAUGGAGACGUCCUGCAGAGUUGUGGUAACACAGUGAUGUACAGUCCGGAGCAGCUCCCCCCAGAGAACUCUUCCUUCCUGGAGAGGGGCUUCGUGUGUCGCUUCCGCUGCCUCCUGGACAACUCCUCUGGCUUCCUGGCUCUGAAAUUCCAGGGGCGACUGAAGUACCUCCACGGCCAGAGUGUUUUGAGGGACAACAGGACAUGUAACAAACCUCAGCUGGCACUGUUCACCAUCGCUAUGCCUGUUCAGCCUCCGUCGAUUGUGGAGAUCAGAGCGAAAAUGCUCCUCUUUCAAACCAAGCACAAGCUGGACUUCACACCCACGGCCAUCGAUAGCAGGGGGAAGAUCGUUCUGGGCUACUCAGAGACUGAACUGUGUAUGAAAGGCUCCGGCUACCAGUUCAUCCACGCAGCUGAUAUGAUGUACUGCGCCGACAACCACAUCCGCAUGAUUAAAACAGGAGAGAGCGGGAUGACUGUCUUCAGGCUCCUGAGUAAGUCCAGUGGCUGGGUGUGGGUGAAGGCCAACGCCAAGCUGAUCUACAAAGGAGGACGACCUGAUUUUAUCAUCGCGUAUCAGAAAGUUUUAGUCAACACGGAGGGUGAGGACCAUCUGCGCCAGAGGAGGCUGCAGGUUCCCUUCAACUUCACCACAGGAGAGGGCGUCCUCUACAACACCGGCCCCAACAUGGACGUCACACAGCUUCAGUUCAACAAAAUGUAUAGCAACAAUGACGUGAACAAGGAUGAGACCCCCCGCUCUUUGCUGGACUGCUUCCUGAGGCAGGAUGAAACAGCCUACACCCAGACAGUGGACCCGCCCUUACCUGUGGAUCAGGUGUUCAUGGACACCCGGGCCCUGGUCAGCAUUGCCAGUGACACGUGGCAGGAAAAUGGAGCUCUGGUCACCACAGGCGACCCUGCUGUGAUGAAAGACGAGGCCAAGCAGUCGGUGAUGGCCGUGAUUGACAACUUUGAGAAAAUGGCUCAAAAUGGCGACUUCAGUGCAGCGCUGCAGAAUCUGGAGAUGGACGACGCGGAGCUGAUCGAGUGGGAAAACGCUCUCAGGAGAGUAAGUCAGGAGGAGGAUCACCAGAACAGUGUCAGGUCUGAGCUGGACGGCAUCCUCACAAAUGACAUAUUUGAUUACAUUGAUACGGUUUUGUUCAAGGAGAAGGGACAGGACUGUCUGAACUCCAGCCCCCCCUCCUGCCUCACAGCUGGCAACAAUAACCAGCACGACCCCUUCACUCAGGCUGCCCACUUCUCAGCCACUCAGCUCUGUGAGCCGCAGUUGUUUCCAACACCGAGCCCCGAUCAGACUUUCUCUCCCAUGAAUGGAGUCUAUGCCCACCAGCAGGAUACAGGGCAGGGCUUAUUAGAGUCUCAGAUAUUCAGUAGCACCCAGAAACUCUCCCACCAAGGUCCCCUAAUUGCUCCUGCUGACACCAACCUGCCCCCUCUUCAGCAGCUGCAGCUCCAGGACAUUUUCAGUCCUUCGAUAGAGCUCCCGGAGCUCGCUCUCCCCGGCGCCUCGGCUGAUGAUCCCUUAGCCCCUUUUCAGUCCUGUGGGCAGGUUCCCAUCAGCCACUUGGGCUGCCCUCAGGGGAUUUCUGGACAGACGCAGUCCAGCCAACGUCUGCUGUGUCCUCAAAACAACUUGCAAGCUCCUGCAAUGGCAGCAAACGGACAGCUGCUGCAGAGCUCUGUUAAACAACCAAACAAUCUAACACCUGGCGUAAUGGACAUUUUGCCACCGCUGAUUCCUUGUAAUGACUUAAGUUCCUCUACUACUCCUAAUAUUCCCAUUCCCUUUGCCACAGCUUGUCUGCAGGGAAGCUCCCCUAUGGAAACACACAACCACCAGCUUCAGCAGUGGCCGCAGAGCCAGCAACAGAAGCUGCCUCACGCUGGCAUCAUGCAGAACGGACAUGAGCCGAUGCCAGCGUGUCAUAGCCAAACUUCAGAAAGCCAAACAUUCCCACACACUGGCCUUUGGCCAAGGAGUGUCACCAGACUGAACCACACUCAGCAGGGGGGGCUGGCAUGUGGCCAGGCAGCUACUCACAGCAGCUGCAUGUUCGACCAGCACUUUUCUUCCAGUCCAGCAGGGGGCGACAUGCUGGCUCUCUCUGGGUCCUCCGGCCUGAGAGAGGCGGACACGUCCAUGGAGCAGACUCUGCAGGGUUCCUGCUGCUUCCAGUGGCGGCGCUGUGAGCCUGUGGCGGGCACAUCAGCCAUGAACCAGGAGAACGGCAACAUCAUGUUCCCCUCAGAGCACACACUCAACAUUCAGCACUACCUGGACAACAGACAGACACAGCAGGAUUAAAGACUUUCAGCUGAACUCCUGCUCGAGAUGCAGCCGCGCACCUGACGGAGCAGAGCCGAGUCCUGUCGUCACUGCUGCUGCAGCAGAAGGACAAAACACAGUAUAGUUUGCCUGUAUCAGUGCUUAUCCUCAGACGCUUAUUGUUUUGUAUCACUCUCUGUCAUAUUUACUUCGUCCAGUCUGUACAAUGUUUAAAUGCUGUUGCUCGUCAGUUCCUAGUGAAGAUACACUAUAAUAAUAAUGAUAAUAAUAAUAAUGAUGAUAAUAAUGAAGUAUAAAGCCGCGAGUGCGUGUGACAGGAUGGAGCUUGAGCCGGCUAUGAGGCCCGGUCAGGUGAAUCCAAAGAGCCAAAGAAAUAUGUUUUUAUAAGGGAAACCUUCAGCCAGGGUCAUCCAUUUAUUUCCCAGAUUUAGAUACAAAAAAGAAAAAACUGAAUAAUAGAAUCAGUCUAAACUUUGACGCUGACAAAUAGAGACUUUUUUAAAUGGAAGUUGUCAUUAUCAAUGUAAAAAUGAGCAUAAAGAAUCCUUGAAAAACACAGCAGUGCCAUCAAAUUCAUAAUAUUGCAGAUAAUAAUCUGUAUAUUUUAAAUGAAAUCCUUAAAUGAGUUUGAUGUAAGUGUAUAAAUCCAAUCUAUAAUUAUACUGUAUAUCAUAUUUGUUUCACUAGAAGGUCUCGUAUGUACAGAACGCAUCAACGCCUGAUACAUGUGUUUAUCUGUGUGCAGUAUAAAUGGAGAAAACAGAGUCAGAGACCAACAGUUAACACGUCAGGAAACAACAAAAACCUUGGUUGGCAGCAGACUUCCCAAACUCUGAGGGUCAGGUUUACUCUGCUUGCUGCAACUGUCAGGGAUGAAACAUUCUGAUUCACUGCGUUAUUAUUUCCAUUUCAGUGAAGUAUUUACUAAAACUGAAAAUAAGCAAUCGCUGCAGUCGAGUUUAUUUGAUUGCACUGCUGCUAAUUAAGACCUGUACUUGUUUUGUUGUGUUCUGUAAAGCAAUGCUGCGAAUGCAUACAGUAAGUCCUGCGCCAGUUAGCUCUGAGAAAUCAGCCCGUUAAGAAUCACGUAAUCUGUAAUCAGAUUUAUACUGAGACUCGCACUGGUCUGCACCUCGCUGUGUGUGUGUGUGUGUGUGUGUGUGUGUGUGUGUGUGUGUGUGUGUGUGUGUGUGUGUGUGUGUGUGUGUGUGUGUGUGUGUGUGUGUUCUCAACUGAAACUGAAGAAACCAGUUCACAUGUUUUAGAUCAGCGAUCAUGCAUUUAUCUCAACAAAAUGCUCAGUGAUGGCAGUAGAUGCUCGUAUGGUCUCAAAGAAAACACUGAUGAGGUUUUCGGGCUUGUUGAUGAAAGCUGUGUCCACAUUCAGGGGUCACCUCUUUUGAAUGAUGCAACCAGCAAAAGUGGGUUCAUUCUAACAGUUACACACAACGUAUGGUGCGUUCAGGCACUCUUGUAAUUUAGAACCUUCAAAUUUCUCACCGCAGGCCCUCAAAUGGAAAAUGAAGUGAUAAAACCCAGUGGUCAAAUUAACUGGCAGGCGUUCAGUGACACCUGGUUUUAUAGUACAAGUUUCCGUAAAAACAUAUGUGUGAAGUGGUGAACAAUGUAGCAGCUUAGAGAUAAUAUAUUAUAAGUAUAUAAUAAGGAUUUUUCACUCGAUUACUUUUAUUUCAUUGUUGUACAUCAUGUGAUGUAUUUUCCAAUCACCUAUAACCAACAGAGUGCCGAUACGUGAUAAAUAAAAUGUGUAACUGACUUUACAAUAUUGAGGACAGCCUGAAUCCACUGUCCAACAAAUGAUGGAUAGACUUCUUUGACUAGUCAGCCUGUUAUGUUGUUGACUUCAAAGGAUGAAUCCCUGAACCGUGACACAGCCGAUAAAUAAAAACCGCCUCCGUACACACAACUCUGCUGCAAGUUUUACACCUGCUUCUCAGAGGCACUCAGGCAAAAGAUGCAGGUGAAUGAAUUUGCAGCAGAAUUCAUAGAUUUCUAUUCCCCCCCCAUAUUUUAUGAUCUUUUGUGGGAACAAACCCACACUGAGCCGUAUACAGUAAAAUCCCUAUAAUUGUUCUUGUGCCUUCUUGCUAAAUAGGCAGCUGAAAAGUAUCUUCAUAUAAAUGUGUCUGUGCCUUCCUGUAUAAAGCAUCUUAUAAUAAUGUUUUCCUCAGUAGCUCUUCUCCCAUUAGAGGUGCACUAAUUUAAGGGAAGCCGCAUCCAUAGUACUGUCCUCUCUGUAAAUGAAUAAGAUUGUAUCCUUAAGUGCAUUUCAAGGCUCUGAGGAAUUCCUUCAAGUCCAUUUUUUCCAUUCACACAAACGUCCCUAACAAUGGAAACAAGGGAAGACUUCAGUCGUGACACGUGUCCGCAGAGAUAUUAAACGUGUUUUCAUUAAUGAACAGAAUGAAAAGAGUAUUUCAAGAAUGUGUCUCACAGUGCAUCCGGAUCAUAUUUACUUUGAUGUGUCUGUUUCCUGUUUACGCUCUUCAGUCUUCAGUUGUGGUUCCUUUUUUAUUUUUUAUUUUUUAUUAUUAUUAUUAUCUCAUUCUCACCAGAUGUUUGUAAUAUCCACACUACAAAAACAACAUUAAAGGUUUCAGAUUAACGUGAGCAAGGACAGCAUUAACGUGGCAGCAUUACUGUACUCCUGCUGCACUGUGGGAAAUCACUCAGUAUUUUACCUUUCCUUAAGAAACUAUUGUUGGAAAUACCAUUGAAAAUUUAUUUUUUUAGAAAGUGAUAUCUUAAAGGAAAAGAACCUAAAAGUCUUUGGGCACAGGUUAAUCUGACCUUCUCUCUGUCCUGGCUCCUCAUUGUUCUGUUGUGGUGGAGACGUCCCUCUCCCUCCUGCAGAGGACCUCAGCGUCAGUCAAACCGUGGAGACUAAAAGGACAGCUUAUAAAUGAUGUUGGACUUUGAUACAGACAUGUCAUGACCAGAAGCCACUAUGAAAAACCUGGAGCCAAAUGUUUUCUUCACAGCGUUGUUGAUAUUUUUUAAACUAACAUGUGCCUGGACAGUUUGCCAUAUUUCUGUUGUUUGUUUCAAAAAAAAAAGAAAAAAAAUCACAACUAUUCACUUCAUUGUAAUCCACUUUUAUUUAGCCAAGUAGUUAUACUAUCCAUAUCAUAAUAUAUGUUAAACAAAUAACCAGUUAAAUGCUUUUUCAUAAAUACAUG
Molecule: messenger RNA, 6473 nt
Organism: Seriola dumerili (greater amberjack)
Lineage: Eukaryota; Metazoa; Chordata; Actinopteri; Carangiformes; Carangidae
Product: aryl hydrocarbon receptor-like
Exons: 11
Coding region: 397-3291 (964 amino acids)
Biological process (GO): regulation of transcription by RNA polymerase II
Cellular component (GO): nucleus; aryl hydrocarbon receptor complex
Molecular function (GO): transcription cis-regulatory region binding; nuclear receptor activity; protein dimerization activity
Source: RefSeq, a predicted model, not a curated record